Molecule: messenger RNA, 594 nt
Organism: Polychytrium aggregatum
Lineage: Eukaryota; Fungi; Chytridiomycota; Chytridiomycetes; Polychytriales
Product: thymidylate kinase-like protein
Exons: 1
Coding region: 1-594 (197 amino acids)
Biological process (GO): dUDP biosynthetic process; dTDP biosynthetic process; dTTP biosynthetic process
Cellular component (GO): mitochondrion; cytosol; nucleus
Molecular function (GO): dTMP kinase activity; ATP binding
Source: RefSeq, a predicted model, not a curated record
AUGGCGUCCAGGGGUGCCCUCAUCGCCAUCGAGGGUUGUGAUCGCUCUGGCAAGAGCACGCAAGCUGCCCUUCUCGUUCAGCGUCUCCGCGAUGCCGGGGUGCCCACGGAGCUCGUCAAGUUCCCCGAUCGCACCACCGUCAUCGGCAAGAUCAUCGAUCGCCAUCUGAAGGGCGACGCCGAGCUCGACGACCACAGCAUCCACCUCCUCUUCUCGGCAAAUCGCUGGGGCUUCAAGGCCUGGAUGGAGCGUCAGCAGCGCGCCGGGGUGACGCUGGUGCUGGACAGAUACGUCCACUCUGGGCUGGCGUACUCCAUGGCCCGAGGCCUCGAUGUCGAGUGGUGCAGAGCCACCGAUAUCGGGCUUCCCCACCCAGAUCUCGUCAUCUAUCUGGACGCACCACCCACCGUCGCCGCAGGGCGGGGCGGCUAUGGGGCUGAGCUAUACGAAAACGUCGAGCUGCAGCAGAGAGUGUACAACGCCUUUGCUGAAUUGCAGGAUGCGAGCUGGGUGGUCCUCGACGCCAGCCUGCCUCCGGAGAACGUGGCCAAGGAGGUCCUUGUCGCUGCCCAGCGCUGCGUUUCGCUGCCUUGA